AUGAGCAGCUUUGUUACCCUCUCCUCGGGCCAGAGGAUGCCCAUGGUUGGUCUUGGCACGUGGAAAAGUUCCCCCGGUCAGGUGAAGCAGGCUGUGCUCGCAGCGUUGGAGUGUGGAUACAGACACAUCGACUGUGCUGCAGCCUACGGCAACGAACAGGAGGUCGGAGAGGCUCUGGCUCUGUGGAUCGGACCUGGAAAGGCCCUGCGUCGUGAGGAAGUGUUUGUGACCUCCAAACUGUGGAACACCAAGCAUGAGCCUCAGGAUGUGGAAGAGGCCUGCAGGACCACUCUGGCCCACCUGGGUCUCUCCUACGUCGACCUGUACCUGAUGCACUGGCCCAUGGCGUUUCAACCAGCCUUGUGUUUCAGACGCGGGCAGGAGCUGAUGCCUCGACGGGCCGACGGGAGUAUCCGUUACUCCGACACACACUACAGAGACACUUGGAGGGCCAUGGAGAGCCUCGUAGAUAAAGGUCUGGUCAAGGCCGUCGGGCUGUCGAACUUCAACGCGAGGCAGACGGAUGACGUUAUCAGCAUAGCCAGACACAAGCCUGUGGUGAACCAGGUGGAGUGUCAUCCUUAUCUGUCUCAAACAGAUCUCCUCUCACACUGUCGGUCUGUGGGAGUGAGUGUGACGGCUUACAGUCCUCUGGGCAGUGGAGACAGACCCUGGGCCUCUCCUGACCAGCCAUGCCUGCUGGAGGAUUCUCGCCUGGCGGCCAUCAGCCAGAGACACCAGAAAACUCCAGCCCAGAUUAUUCUCAGGUGGCACAUUCAGAGAGGUGUGGCGUGUAUCCCCAAGAGCGUGACCCCCUCCAGGAUUCAGCAGAACUUGGAGGUGUUCGACUUCUCCUUGUCGCAAGAAGACAUGAAGCUGAUUGAAUCCAUAAACUGUAAUGAGCGCCUCAUCGUUCCCACAGUGGAGGUGAAUGGGAAGAAAGUCUGGAGAGACGCAGGACAUCCUCAUUUCCCUUUCCACGAUGCUUACUGA
This is a messenger RNA of Salarias fasciatus (jewelled blenny), 993 nucleotides long. It is a transcript of the gene akr1a1a, whose product is annotated as aldo-keto reductase family 1, member A1a (aldehyde reductase). Gene Ontology annotation, molecular function: alcohol dehydrogenase (NADP+) activity. The transcript is spliced from 8 exons. Gene Ontology annotation, biological process: aldehyde catabolic process. NCBI's taxonomy places the organism in Eukaryota, Metazoa, Chordata, Actinopteri, Blenniiformes, Blenniidae. Bases 1 to 993 code for a protein of 330 amino acids. The record is from RefSeq and is a predicted model, not a curated record.